AUGCCUACAUUUGAAACAUCACUUGUGAUUAGCAUUUGCAAAACAGUAUUAAUUUGUUGUUUAACCUUAUAUGUGGCUACAAUUAUCUUUCUCAAUGAGUGUCCAUCUUAUCAUCUUUUCUCUUCCUCAAAAUUCAUAACAUCUUUUCCAAAUAAUUCUCAAUCAAAUACAUCAUCAUCAUCAAAUCAUGUUGUACAAAUCAGUAUUAGUGUGCCUACUAACAUUAGUCACCUUGUUUUUGGACUUUUAGGGUCAGAAGAAGCAUGGCAUCAUAGAAAACCAUAUAUUGAAUCAUGGUGGAGACCAAAUGUUACAAAAGGACAUCUUUUACUAGAUGUACCUCCACAAGGUGAAGAUCUUCUACCAUGGUCCUUAAAUUCACCUCCUUAUCGAGUAUCCGAUGAUGUACCAAGACUCGUGAAUGAAACAAAUCAUGUUGAUCCAAGAGUUUUAAGAAUGGUACAUGGAAUUAUGGAGGUGGUUAGAGAGGCACAUGAAGGGGUACGAUGGGUAGUUAUGGGGGACGAUGAUUCAAUAUUUUUUGUGGAUAAUAUGGUUGAUAUUCUCUCACAAUAUGAUCAUACAAAAUAUUAUUAUUUUGGAGGACACUCGGAAUUUAUAAUGGCUAAUUAUUUUUUCUCAUUUCAUCAAGCAUUUGGUGGUGCUGGAAUUAUAUUGAGUUAUCCUUUGGCUAGAGCAUUUGCAAAUAAUGUGAUUGCUUGUUUAAAGAGAUAUGCUUACUUUAGAUCUGCUGAUAGAACUACAAUGAGUUGCACAGCUGAUAUUGGAGUCAAUCUUUCUCCUCUUAUGGGUAGUCAUCAGAUUGAUCUACGAGGUGAUCUAUCAGGAUUUCUAUCAUCCCAUCCAAAAUCUUUAUUAAUAUCCCUUCACCAUUUCGACACGGUUGACCCAAUUUUUCCCUCUAUGGAUCGUGCACAAUCGGGAUAUCAUCUCCUAAAUGCUGCAAAAUAUGAUCAAUCGCGAAUGUUGCAACAAACUAUUUGCUACAAAAGAUCCAACAAUUGGACACUUUCAAUUUCAUGGGGAUAUUCAGCUCAUAUUUAUGAGAAUACUAUGCCUAGAAGUUUGAUACAAAAUCCUAUUGAAACAUUCAAACCAUGGGGUAACAUUACACUUCCACCACAUUAUAUUUUUGAUACUAGAAAUUUUUCUUGGGAUCCUUGUGAAACCCCUCAUAUGUAUUUCUUCCAGUCUAUUGAGAAAACUCCACAAAACAAAAUUCUUACAAAAUAUAUCAGAGCAUGGCCUCGAGGGAUAGGAGUUUGUUUGUAUCCUGGAAGUUAUCCUGCAGAGUAUGUUAAUGAAAUUCAUGUCUACUCACCAGCAACAAAACGUCUCCAGAUCAAUAGAUGUGAAUGUUGUGAUGUAAUUCAUAAGGCUGGAUCAUUUAAGGCUGCUGUUAGGUACAGAGAGUGUAAGCUAGAUGAGAUAAUAGCUUGAUCUUGAUGUAUACAAAUUUUUAUUGAUUUUGUUUAAUUAUCAUUG
Molecule: messenger RNA, 1506 nt
Organism: Solanum verrucosum
Lineage: Eukaryota; Viridiplantae; Streptophyta; Magnoliopsida; Solanales; Solanaceae
Exons: 3
Coding region: 1-1461 (486 amino acids)
Molecular function (GO): acetylglucosaminyltransferase activity
Source: RefSeq, a predicted model, not a curated record